Scatophagus argus is the source of this 6351-nucleotide messenger RNA. It is a transcript of the gene scara5, whose product is annotated as scavenger receptor class A, member 5 (putative). The coding region runs from base 450 to 1952 and encodes 500 amino acids. Gene Ontology annotation, cellular component: plasma membrane. Gene Ontology annotation, biological process: iron ion transmembrane transport. The transcript has 12 exons. The record is from RefSeq and is a predicted model, not a curated record. NCBI's taxonomy places the organism in Eukaryota, Metazoa, Chordata, Actinopteri, Scatophagidae. Gene Ontology annotation, molecular function: ferritin receptor activity.
UUUGUUCAUUUGUUUGCCAACAGUAUCAGCUGGAAGCCUUAUAAAACUAUCUACUUCAGUAAUUUACUCAUAAUUUACUACGUCCAGCAGAGGGCGCCGGCGUACAGCAGGUGGAGCCACCUCUCCUCACCUCUCCCUCAGCUUCUCCACCGGCUGCUCGGCAGGCAGAGCAAACUUCAGAGCUUUGUGAUGGUCACAUGACGAUGUUGUGGACAUAUUACUCCAAAUGUCAGCGCUUGUUCUCGUCCACAGAGCUGCUGACUGUCUCUGCAGCACUGAGAGACAAAGUGAAGUGUGUGCACGGUGCAUCUCAUGCAGCUUUGAAUGACAGUCUGACAGCUGAAAGAGCCUGGAGUUACAGCUUCGAGACACAUCUUUUUGAGGGGAAUUAUGAGAAACGUGGAGCUGUGAUUUUCAUUUCCAGUUGACAGCUGAUAAGUCAGGAGGAGAUGGAGAACAAGGCCAUGUAUCUGAGCACAUAUGAGGAGAGAGAGAACGGCUCCAUGUAUGAAGAGGCCUACGAUGGACACAACUUGUCCAAACUCAACCUUUGUGAUGAAGGUUCUGCUAAGCGCCGCAGGAAGCAGGAUCAGUGCUGUGGUCACCUGAACUCCCUCUCGGCCAUCAAGUACGCCAUCGUCUCCCUCUACAUCCUGGUUCUUCUCACCAUCUUCGGACUCUGCCUGGCAGUUUCUCGUUCCCAGGUCUCUUCACAGCGCCAGGAGGUGCUGAUGGAGAACGUGACCCGGAUGUCGGAGCGCUCUCGGCUGCUCCAGCAGUCCCUGGGCGAGCCGUCCACUCAGGCCGACCUGCUGGAGAACAUCUGGAAACUGGAGAACCUCUUCCAGAACCACAGCGAUUGGCUGCAGAGGCUGGAGAUCCUCAUCAAGAGCCUGGAGGUGGAGCUGAGGAGCAUCCAGGCACACUCCCUUCAGGCAGAGGGCUACCUCGUGCAGCUGGACGACAGGUUGUCCUCUCUAAGCAGCUCCACAGGCAGGAACGUGACGGGCUUGACUGCGGAGGUGUCCCGAGCCUCCACCUGGCUCCACAGCCAGGACAUCCUGCUCAGGGAGACCUCAGGACAAGUGAGCAAGCUGAGGGAGAAGGUGGAUGAGGUUAACUGGACAGUGGGAGCUGUCAAUCACACCUUCAGCAACGACAUCAGCAUUCACCACUUGAAGAUACAAGACUUGCAGAUCCAGAUCAGCAACAUAACAGAGGACACCAGCAGUUUAUGGGUGACCCACGUCCACACGGAGGCCCAACUGAGAAAUGAGAUGGAGAUCCUCAACACAAUCACCGAAGACCUCCGCCUGAAAGACUGGGAGCACUCCAUGGCCCUGAAGAAUCUCACCAUAUUAGAAGGUCCUCCGGGGCCAAAGGGAGAGAAGGGUGAUACCGGAGCACUGGGGCCCCCUGGGGCACCUGGGUUGACGGGCUUGAGAGGUUUUACAGGAGAAAAAGGCAACCAGGGCCCUCGAGGGUUGAAAGGACCUGUCGGGGUUGACGGCACUCAGGGCGAAAAAGGAGAUGUUGGACCUGCUGGUCCCAGAGGUGACAGAGGAGAACGAGGGUUUAAGGGGGAGAAGGGGGAUCGAGGAGACCGAGGAGACCGAGGAGAGAAAAUAGUGGAGGAGGCCCUGGUGCGGCUGGUGAAUGGGUCAGGUCCUCAUGAAGGCCGUGUGGAGGUUUUCCACGAGCGCCGCUGGGGGACGGUGUGUGACGACGUCUGGGAUAAAAAGGAUGGGGACGUGGUGUGCAGGAUGCUGGGUUACCGAGGAGCCACUGAGGUCCACAAGACUGGACGCUUCGGACAGGGUACUGGUCUGAUCUGGAUGGAUGAUGUGGCUUGUACCGGGACCGAAGACACCAUCCACCAGUGUAAGUUUCCUGGCUGGGGCAAAACCAACUGUGGCCACGUGGAGGAUGCAGGUGUGACCUGCGCCGUCUAGUCCUUCACGACCCCCUGACACUGCUGCAGCGGCCGAGCAUCUCUUCAUGCAGUGCCUUAGACUUUUAAGAAGCUACAAGGAGCACAGCGUCCUCCCAUUGCCAGGUGUGUCACAUUAACAGUCCGUCGGUUUUUUCUUGGUUUUUGACAAACCUGCAAAGAAAAUCUGCAGCUUUUUUUUUUGUUUUUUUGUUUUUUUUUUGGCGGUGGGGGGAGUUCAUAGUUACACAUUUAGCUACAAGACUGAAUCACAGGAGCAAACUUUCAAACUCAUCCAUAUGAGCUGGUACGCAGGGACGAUCCUCAGCGAAGACCUGCGCUGUGGGAAAGAAGUUAAUCCGACGACUUCAUCGUCCCAGACUUCAUCUCCAGGAUCCUGAGGAGCCGAAACGGCACAUAAAGAAACAAGACGGUCACUGACUAAUUGAUGUUUCAUUUACAGGCAGCUGCUCUUCACAAUAUUAUUUAGGAAUGGCUUUUCACUGAUGCUAAACAUACUCAGUAUUGCCUUAUUAUAUAUCAUGUAGCCUUACCCAGCAAGCGGUCACUUGAGGAUUUGCAUGUCCAAAGAGGUUUGAGUCGAGUUAAAACUGGACCAAAACCGGACAAACUGUGUUUUUUUGUUGCCCCGUGUGGUUUUGCGGAAAGGGUUAUCAGCCGCUGCAGUUGAUGAAGUGAUCCUGACGAGCAGAUGAGUAUAAACAGAUGGAUGCAUGGACGCCUGCCCUGUACGAUUUACAGCCGUGGGUUUGUCAGUGCAAGCUGCCAAAAGUUAGGUUGUUUCAGCAUUAAUGCAUAUGUGUAUGCACACACACACACACACACACACAUGCAUGCACACACACAAAAGUUUUUUUUCUCCUUUGAGCUUUAUGCCUCUCUCACUGGGGUUUAAUCUUUAUGGCUGCCCGCAGUCCAAAAAGGCUGGCACCUCUCAAGCGUCCUUGCUCAUUUGUGCUUCUGAGCCAACAGGAGACAUCAAGGCUGGAUUAAAAUAUACACAGGAGCCUGUCUCUGCAUAUCUGAAGAAGGGAAACAGUUUUAGGGCACCUUUUAAAACAUGCAAAACUCACAAACAUACAACAUACAACAACAUACGUUCUUCCCCCCGUAAGGAGCUGCAUGUGAUCCCAUAGUCUUUUUAUGAAAAUUAAUCUGCACACAUGAUGUUUGCGUCCAUACGAGGAAGCCCAGAAAAAAAAAACGUUGGAUUUGAAUUUGACUUUUCAUUCCAGCUCGGCCAGAAAUGGCUCUCUCUACCUCGUGUUCAUGUGCCUCAGUGCUGUUUUUAACCAUCACUCUGCCACAGGAGAAGGCAAAUUAUAGAAGGAAAAAAGGGGGGAGUCUGAGGGAAGGGAAAAUGAGGUGAGAAACCAGACUCAGUAGACUGAUGUGUCUCCAGAGAAGCAGGAGGAAGACAAAAAGGGACUCACUUGAUAGUUUUUUGUCGUACCUUUAGGAUUUGACUCCCAACAGCACUGACUGGUUGACUCGUUCAUCAUUUUCAUUCGCUCAUCCUUAACUGCAAGGUUUGUAAAGUGUUUGAUAAAAGCAAUAAUGAAUAUUUCUCACAGGGCACUCUUUGACACCAAUAGCAGAAUGUGUGGCUGCCUCUAUCCCAGGUACAUUAUAUCAUUAUUAUGCACUUUACAGCUGAAAACAUCAGAUGAUCAAUCAGCGAGAUGAUCAGCAGUAAAUUAAUCAGCUACGUUUUCUGGCUACGGCUUCUCGAAUAUUUGCUGCUUUUGUCCGUUUGUUGCUGUUGGUUGGAGAAAACAAGACAUUUGAAAAUGUCAGAUGUGCUCUGAGAAAUCUGACAUUUUUCACCGUUUUUGCUUGUUUUAUGAACCAAGCUAGCAAUCUGUUAAUCGGGAAAACAACUGGCAGAUAGAUCAGUUGUGAACACAAUCAUUAGAUGCUUGACUUGAUGCCUUGUAGCGGUCAGACUUUGAACCAGCGCACAUCACAGAUGCAGCAGAUAUCUCAGAUGUCAGGCGGGAGGAAUUCUUCACUCAGUGAGUUAAAGUGAAAAUUCAGCAAAAUAAAGCAGCUGACGACAAUGGAGCCUCUUCGCGAAGAACAACAGGAACAAAGCGAACACAAGACGGUACAAGUUAUGUUCAGGACGUUUUGUUUUGGGGUUGUUUUUUUUUUCUCUACGUUGUUAUGAGUGAAUGGAACACAUUAAAGCUUAACAAGGCUGCAGAGUUUUAUGCUUUCCAGCUAAUGUGUGCAUGAUUGAGUGUAAUCCUCUAAAACACACACACACACACACACACACACACACACACUCAGUAUCUGCUCUGUUUCUCUGUGCAGCACCACACUGCAGCUGAGUGCAUGCAGGCCUGAUCCUCAUGUCUCUUCUUCAUCUUCUGGAGGCGUCGUGUUACGUUACACACAACGCUUUCACUGUGGAGUUGGUACAUAAAGCUCUGCCUGUCUAACACAACAGCCAAAGAUAACACCAAGGGCUCCUUUGGUGUAUUUUCUACUCUGCUUAUUUGUCAUCUCCUCUGUUUCAACCAGGGAAGCAAGCAAAAUAUUAUGGAGUGAAAUUCCUCUGAAACAUUUACUCAGAAAAUACUUUGUGUUUACACAGGUUUGAGUCUGUUUUAUUCCACGAUAUUGAUAGGAACACGCCUUUAAUGUUCAUUAAAGCUCCGUUGUACAAUAAAGAGUCUUGAUACAAGCAGGAAGUCAAUGCAGCUCACUCAUGGCGGCGUUCCCAGCUUUUGUUUCCACGCCUGUCUGCCACUGAGGAGAUGCAGUUUAUCAGCUUAUUUGCCAUUUCCUUACUCACUCAAGAGCUCCAAAGUGGGAGAAGUAAAGACGUCCAAGUGAAAAUAGAUAAAUAUCCUGACUUUUUCUAUCCUCAGAGUGUGAUGUUUGCUGGAAAAAUACUGAGUGUUUGAUCUACUCUGAUCUCACUCCUCGUUGUUCUCGGUGUCCUCCAGCAGAUUGGACUGGAGCUCGCAUAACAGAAGUAAAACCUGUUUAUGGCAGGAGCUUCUCUCAUCCGUGACCAUGACGUUAAUGAUCUUGGCCCCCCAAGAUCAUUAACGUCAUGGUGGUGGUGGGAGGGGCAGCAGCCGAGGUUAACUACAGCUGCUUAUCGUGUCCGGAGAUUACUGCGGUGAAUUUGAGUAACUAUGUGGUGUUACAUCUAAGAUGUUUUAGUUACAGAUAAAUUAGGUGAUAAGUGAUAAGGAUUGUUGCUGUGUGCACUUUCCAAAUCAGACCUCAUUUCCUGUGUAUGGAUUACAUUACCUUUGUGUUCUGCUAUCAAGAGGAGGUCAGACAGGACAUGAUGAUAAAAUUUGAGUAUGUUUUUAUUAAGCAGAUUAAUGAGAAAAUAUCAGAAUCCCCUGCGGCCUGUUUGCAUAUGAAGAAGACACUCAGAGGUGCAGUUUAUUUUGAUGAGGGUUCCUGACAACAUGGCUGCCGACCUUCAUCUCCUGGUGUAACGUUGCUGCUUCGGGGAGAUGCUGCAGUUUACAUGUAGGGGAUAAUCACACAAUAAUAAUCACAGGGGAUAAACUGGACUGUAGUUUAUUCCUUUUGUUUUUCUUCACUGCUUCUGAUUGGAGAAACACGUUUGUCACUGCGACUGUGAAAUUAGAGCAGCCCAGUCACCUAUCAGAACCUUAUGGGCCCAGUUCACGCAGCAGAGGCGCCACCAGCGUCCCCUCGAGUUGACCGUCUCCCCGCGGCCAAAUGUGUUUCGGCUGACGUCCGUUCUCCGUGAAGUUGCAGCCUAUCAGAUGUCAGAAGGAUAAAAGUGUUGUGAUGUGACUUCCUGAUUGGCUAGAGGCCCACUGACCUCACAUCAAGGCUUCGAGCCCCAUCGGGGGUCACAUACCUCGAAUGCUUUGACUUUGAGAACGUAAAGCAGUCUAAUGUCAUUACCUUUGAAAGUGAGAACACAUCGCAGACUAAGUGCACUUAACCACUUAAAUGUCUUUUUUUUAAUCUGUGUCUAUUUUUGUUGUACAAAAACCUGCUACUCUGGCUCAUAACGGCUCUAUUCAUAUACGCGUGUCUGUUUUUUAUUACAUUGUGCUGGUCAUACAAGGGCUCUGGAGUUAACAACUUAAGUGCAAAAAUAAAAGCCUAAAUCAAACAUAAGUUAUAAAGUUCUUCACGUUUGCUUUAAAAAGUACACAUUUUACUCCAUGUUCUGUUGAUUGUACCACUAAAAUGCUGUAUAUGCACUGCUGAAAUAAUAAUAAUAAUAAUAAAAAAGUAGAUUUGUUUAAACAGGUGAACUCUGUUAUUCCCGAAAACACUGAGAGGAGGUGAAUUGGAAACAGGCACUUUUAGGAUGUCAACAGGUGAAGCGAGAGGGAGGAAGCUGACUCCCCUGUGUGUGAGUGUGUGUGUGUGUGUGUGUGUGUGUG